UGAAGCCUUUUUUUUUUGGUUGGUAGUUGAUGUUUGAUUGUUCAUUACUUCAGUAGAUUUAAAUUAAUUUUUGUGAUCUUUCUUAUUUAUUCCGUAUAAAGACAGAUGCUUGUUGUCUACCGUUUUGGUGGUUUUCUAAACGUUGCAGGUUUUUCAAACUUCAACGGUUGAAAAAUACACCAUUUAUAAAUGAUUUGGAACUUGAAGCUUUAAAGAAACUCAAUUAGUCUUUGUGGCAUGAAUCUUUAUGUGCUUUUAUUUUUUUAUUUUAAGAAAAAACAAAGAAACAGAGUAAUCAGAAAUCAAAAGAUAAAGAAAUAGUUAGUGAGGUGGAGUCAGAUUUGUGCUUGUGGGGUGUCUGGUUUUUUAAUAAUUUAGUGCAGGUAGUGAUAAUUAUUUUGUGUUAAGAAUCUGUUGGCUAUGUCCCCUGAGCUAACUGGGUGCGCCCGGGCUCCGUGGGCUUUGCCGGUGACCAAGGAAACAACCUCUUCUAUGCCUCUCUUGCCAUUUAAGAGAACCUUUUGUUAAAAAAUUACUCAAACCCUCUCUACCUUGCCUUCAAUUUUCUAUUAUUCUAUCUUAUUAGGACUCCCUGCCUCGAUUGCUGUCAAGAUUCGGUCAUACCCUUCAGGCAUAUAUCCUUACCCUUUCUUUUAGAUCCUUUACUCUCUUUUAACCCAAAGAGUUUGUCAUCUCAAAUUUGGUCCCCACAACUGGGGAAUUUACAUUCCAUUCCUGGAAAAUUUUCCUCGAUUUCGGUAAUGUGUGUUUUAUUACUGGACAUGUGGUGUAGUGAGUCUGAUAAGUUUGAUUUAAAACUGGUCAGCUGAGCAGUGAGGAAGGUGGCUUUGAGGUAUCAGUGGAAAAGUAGAUCCUUUGCUUGCCAAGAUGAAGUUUAUGAAACUUGGAUCGAAGACGGAUUCCUUUCAAAUAGAUGGUAAUGACAUUAGGUAUGCAGCAAGUGAGUUGGUGACUGACAUUGUUGUUGUUAUCGGAGAUGUAAAGUUUCAUUUACAUAAGUUUCCUCUUCUGUCAAAAUGUGCCUGCUUGCAGAAGCUGGUAGCGACCUCUACUGAAGACAACAGUAAUGAAGCUGACAUUUCCAACAUUCCCGGUGGUCCUGCUUCCUUUGAAAUUUGUGCCAAAUUUUGUUAUGGAAUGACCGUGACCCUCAAUGCUUACAAUGUUGUGGUGGCUCGAUGUGCGGCAGAGUACCUGGGAAUGCAUGAAACUACUGAGAAAGGAAAUCUCAUUUACAAGAUUGAUGUCUUCCUUAGCUCCAGCAUUUUUCGCAGCUGGAAAGAUUCAAUCAUUGUUCUACAAUCGACCAAGUCUCUAUUACCAUUAUCUGAGGAUCUGAAGAUAGUCAGCCAUUGCGUUGAAGCUAUAGCAACCAAAGCCUGUGUUGAUGUUUCUAAAGUUGACUGGUCAUAUACCUAUAACCGUAAGAAGCUCCCAGAGGAAAAUGGGAAUGAUCCAAGCUGGAAUGGUGUCAACAACCGAGCAGUACCGAGGGACUGGUGGGUUGAGGAUUUAUGUGAGCUUGGAAUUGAUCUAUAUAAGCGUGUUAUAAUGAAUAUUAAAACCAAAGCAAUACUUCCUAGUGAAGUGAUUGGAGAAGCCUUGAAAGCUUAUGCUUACAGAAGGCUGUCAGGUUUCAGCAAGGGUAUGAUCCAGUGUGCCGAUGUGUUGAAGUAUGGAACAGUUGUUGAUACAAUUGACUGGCUGCUGCCUGUAGAGAAAGGCUGUGUCUCUUGUAGUUUCUUGCUCAAGUUGUUGAAAGCAGUCAUUCUUUUGGACUCAGGAAAUAUUGUCAAGGAGCAGCUCGUAAGAAAAAUAGGACAGCAACUAGAGGAGGCAUCCGUCAAUGAUAUUUUGUUAAGGACACCUGAAGGUGAAAGUACCACGUAUGAUGUUGACACAGUACACAAAAUUGUUGAAGAAUUUUUUAUGCAAAAUCAAAAUGCUGAGAUUGAGUCACCAGAAGAAGAUCAAGAGAUUCAAGUGAUAAGAAGCACAGGGAUUUUAUCUGAUGCUUCCAAGCUGAUGGUAGCAAAACUGAUUGAUGGAUACCUGGCUGAAAUUGCAAAGGAUCCCAAGCUGCCAUUGUCAAAGUUUGUUGAUCUUGCGGAGUUGGUGUCAGGUAUCUCCAGGCCAGCUCAUGAUGGGCUUUACCGGGCCAUUGACAUGUACCUCAAGGAGCAUCCAACAAUCAGCAAAAGUGAAAGAAAGAAAAUAUGCAAGCUCAUGGACUGUAGGAAGCUAUCAGUAGAUGCAUGCAAACAUGCUGUACAAAAUGAGAGACUUCCACUGCGUGUUGUUGUCCAGGUACUCUUUUUUGAGCAAGUCAGGGUUGCUGCCUCGUCAGGUUGCAGCACUCCCGAACUACCAAAAGGUCUUAAGGAUCUAAAAUAUGGAUCCCAUGGGAGCUCAAGGUCCGCAGCAACCAAUCCAGAGGAAGAUUGGGAUGCUGUGGCCACAGCCGAGGAGCUGAAGGCCCUAAAAGGGGAGCUUGCUGCCCUGAGGUUGAGCAAUGGAAUGGGAGGGAGUGAGAGAAAUGGUGGCGAUAUUAAAACUGGUUUUGAGAAGGCUGCCAUUGGUAAAAUGAAAGGUAUGCUCAAGUCCAAGAAGAUCUUUGCAAAGCUCUGGUCGAGCAAAGGCGGACAAGGAGACAACAGCGGCUCAGAUUCAUCUGACAGUCUUGGUUCUGUGAUCCCAGAAGAAGCUAAAUCCACACCAUCCAGAAAAAGGCAUUCAGUUUCUUGAUAGACCAAAAUUAUAUAGUUGUUUUUUGGUUCUUUGUACUUUUAUAUUUUUGGUUUUUACCUCCCUUAAUGACAUUAGAAACUUCAGAAUCUAGUGUUUGUGUUUUAAUUGAUCAAAAAAUGAAGCAUAUAUAGUUUGGUAGAAGAGUUUGGAUUUGACAUUACAAAAAUGAACAUUACCAGAAAUCUAAUCACUAUAAAGUUAACGUUUGA
Pistacia vera is the source of this 2978-nucleotide messenger RNA. RefSeq names its product BTB/POZ domain-containing protein NPY2-like. The record is from RefSeq and is a predicted model, not a curated record. NCBI's taxonomy places the organism in Eukaryota, Viridiplantae, Streptophyta, Magnoliopsida, Sapindales, Anacardiaceae. Bases 889 to 2766 code for a protein of 625 amino acids. Gene Ontology annotation, molecular function: protein binding. The transcript is spliced from 4 exons.